CCGCUUAUUGCUUCUAUAUAGGUUAUAUAUAUGUGGUUUAUUUUCAUCUAAUUUACAUUGACGCGUAAUUUCCUUCCACUUUUUUGGUUGUAUGGUACAAUAUCAAAAAGUCGCUUUUGCUAAGUUUGGCUUUCUUGCUAUCCGUACUAAAAUGUCAGCUGCUGACUAGCAACGCAAGCUAUACGGUGCCUUGUGUCUGAACAAUUGAGUUUUUCAAAACAAAAAAAUAGCGCAAUAUGACUUUCCAGUGUCAGCGAGACUGCUAUAUGAAAGAGUUUGUCACAACAGUGGCUUCCUGUUGUCCUGCGGAGCUCAAACAAGACAUUAAUGGAAAAAAAGAAACAGUCCAGGGCUUCACUGUGAAGCUUCAAGACACCAUCUUAUUUCCUGAGGGAGGUGGUCAGCCAGAUGACCACGGGUUGAUCGGGGACGUCCCUGUUUUGAGGGUAACGAGGCAGGGCCAAGAUGCGGCUCACUUUGUGGGGUCGCCGUUGGAGGUAGGUCUUCAGGUACAAGUGAAGGUGGACUGGGAUAGGAGGUUUGACCACAUGCAACAACACUCAGGUCAACAUUUGAUCACAGCUUUGGCUGACACGAUGUUUGGAUACAAGACCACAUCUUGGGAGCUGGGGCGUCACAGAAGCACCAUUGAACUGGACACCCUGUCUGUAAAACCUGCCCAGUUACAAGCCCUGGAGGAUGCUGUGAAUGAGAAGAUCAGAGCUCACAUCCCAGUCGGUGUUAAGCUUCUUUCUAUGGACAGCCCUGAGGUGGAAAAGGUGAGGAGUCGAGGGCUGCCAGAUGACCACACAUGGCCAAUUCGGAUUAUCGAUAUUGAGGGUGUGGACACAAACAUGUGUUGUGGAACCCACGUGUCAAACCUCAGUCACUUACAGGUAAUCAAGCUGCUGGGGACAGAGAAAGGAAAGAAAAACAAAACCAACCUAAUUUUCCUGGCAGGAAACAGGGUGCUGAAAUAUGCAGAGAAAAGCUACAACACCGGGCGCGCGUUGGUAGCUCUUCUGAAAACUGGACCCGAUGAGCAUGUCGAGGCUGUGGACAAGUUGCAGAAAUCUGUGAAGCUUCUGCAUAAAACUAACUUGAACCUACUUCGAGACAUGGCGAGCCUCAUCGCUCACAACUUUAAGAAUGACCCCCAGAGAGGGAACUUCUUCAGCUUGCACAAAAAAGAAGGGGACAGUGACUUCAUGAAUAUCAUUGCCAAUGAAAUAAACACUCAGGAAGUUUUGGUUUUUCUGACUGUGGGAGAGGAAAAGGGGCCUGGUUUGUUUCUGCUGGCUGGACCCAGUGAACAAGUCACACAGAUGGGACCACGGUUAUUAGAGCUUCUGCAAGGGAAAGGAGCAGGAAAAAAUGGUCGUUUCCAAGGCAAAGCUAACAGCCUAGCACGAAGAGGGGAGGUGGAAGCUCUUCUUCAACAACACUGCAAUCAUCAGACCACACAGGAAGAAUAAAUCCAAUUAAUGUUCAAUUCUUUUUUUAAUUUUAAAAAGGGAAACAAUACACUUAAAAUACAUAAUUUGUUUAGCUCAUAUGUACAAGCCAAUCCCUUGUGUGCUGUGUUUUUAAUGUAAAAAAAAUAGCUUGAUGGUAGUUUUAAUUAAAAUAGAUUUUUAUACAUUCAUUUUGUUAUUUCUUACCUGCAUCCCAAAUCUGUCAGUGCUGUGCUUUUAAUCAUGAUCACUUAGGUAACCACAGCCCAUAUAGUGAUUCUUUAAAUUUACAUGUGGUAGUGGGUGGUAGAAUAUGCUAAACUAGUGCAAACACGCAAGCUUCCCAUUCCCAGCCUAAAAACAAAACUACACAGGAUUAAAAACUGUAAGAUUGUUUGGCAGUUACGAGCAUUUCCUUUGUUCUUUACAGAUUGACUCAUAGAGGCUUCACGAUCUUCAUUGAGAUGUAGUUCUGAAAAAAGUAAAACAAAAUAUAUACAUGGAACGUCAAGCAUAAAGUUGUCAAGGAAAAAUGUUCAAUUUUAUGUAUAGAGCUAUUCCGCACAAACGACGCUUACCGGUAGAGAGUACAACAGGAUGGCAAGGAAGAGGAGCACAAUGACGAGAAUGAGGAGUCCAAUGAAAAGGCACCUGAACCGUCGCCAAACGAUGAACUUCAUGGUCUUACAAGGGUUGGUGAACCAAAAGAAUGAUGUUUCAGGGCGCCUGUUGGUCAUAGAGAAGAUGUGUGACUCCAUUGGAAUGGUUUAUUUUCGCAAAUAAGGUGUGUGUUUGUUUGGUGGGCUCCUACUUGGGAGGGUCCAGUUUAGGGUUCAUGUUGGGUUCAUCCCUGCCUUUUCCUGCAGGUUUCUCAUCCACAUCUACUUCGCUUACAAUUUCCAAAGUCAUCUCUACUUUACCCUAUGGAAUGUAUAACACGAAUAAAACACAAGCAACCAAGACCGCUGACUAUAUUGCAAAAUCCAAGAACCUUCUUGAAGGCACAAACUGGAAAUGUACACUUAUAGAUGAACACAAUGUAUUACACAAUGUAUUCUCAAUUGUUUUAAGAUACUGUACAUAUUAUAAAAGUUGUGGAACAAAACAGUCAGGUUCCAAUACAAAUAUAAGCUAAAAUUAAAUGUGCAUGUCUUUUGAGUAACAUUAUUAUUUAUGAAGAGAAAAAAAUAUAUAUUUUCACCCCCAAGGCCUUCUUUCCAUCCCGCUCAAUAGCACAGGGCCACCAGCCCCUCACUGACUGCUGUGCAAACAGAGACUUGGCAGCUUCCAUCUUUUGUGGAGCUUCCAUUUCCAUGUUGUCCAUCAUGGACAAUGAACACUUCUCUGGAGUCUUCGCAGGGGGAACCAAGUUGUGCAAAUCCAACUCUAGCGUUCCUGGAAUCACAGCAACAAC
This is a messenger RNA of Dunckerocampus dactyliophorus (ringed pipefish), 2868 nucleotides long. It is a transcript of the gene aarsd1, whose product is annotated as alanyl-tRNA synthetase domain containing 1. Lineage: Eukaryota; Metazoa; Chordata; Actinopteri; Syngnathiformes; Syngnathidae. Gene Ontology annotation, molecular function: aminoacyl-tRNA ligase activity; ATP binding; Ser-tRNA(Ala) deacylase activity. Gene Ontology annotation, biological process: tRNA aminoacylation; regulation of translational fidelity. Bases 237 to 1475 code for a protein of 412 amino acids. The record is from RefSeq and is a predicted model, not a curated record. The transcript has 12 exons.